Messenger RNA from Sphenostylis stenocarpa, 2697 nucleotides. NCBI's taxonomy places the organism in Eukaryota, Viridiplantae, Streptophyta, Magnoliopsida, Fabales, Fabaceae. The record is from the annotation of a GenBank genome assembly.
GGUAAUGUAGGUGAGACUAAAGGUAGUGGUGAUGGUACUGAUGAUAUUGAAGGCAAUGUAGCUCCUCGGGAAGGUGCUAAUGCAAUGACAGGUGAUGGACUAGGGUUGGGUGCAUCGACUUGGGACGGGGCAGAAGUGGCUGUAGGUGCAAUAUUGUUUGUAUGGGCAUGUAUAUUCUCAGCACCUGCAGAUGAAGGUAUAGGUGAAGAAACCAUGAAAUCUGGCAGAGACAAAGAGAAAGAGAAUGAUCGCUGCAUCAGUUCGCAUAUGCAGACCCUCCAUCGCCGUCUUCUCCACGCCCUAAACCUUGGCACCAGACAUUUUGAUGAGAAGACAAAUAGAUCGAGGUGGCAGUGCGCCAACAUUGAAGUGCAGAAAAAUGUACUACGAUCAACUGGUGCGUUUCUUGAUUCCUUAUCGGGAGAUGCACGUGCAGCACGUCAUGCUGUUGUCAAGGAAUCUGUUCCUGAUAUUUUGGGAGCAUUAUUAUGGAUUCUUCAAUGCAAAAGUGAGGCCUUAUUAAGCAUGGCAUCAAAAGUUACGGUUAAGUUAGUUAGUGUUCUACCUAUUCCAUUAUUGCAAUCACAACAUAUGUUGGAUCUUGUUUAUUGUCUAUCAUCCUUGCUAUCUUCACAUCAAGUAGAAGUUGCUAUACCCUGUGCUACCGCUUUGAAGUUGGUAAUCUCAAAUUUGAGUGCUACUAGUGAGAAGGAAGUUAUGGAAGCAUUGAAAGAAACAGAGGCUUCCAUUCAAAUUGUUGGAAACAUAAAAGAUUUUGCUGAAGGUGCAAAGAAAAUUGAAUAUUUUGAAGAGAUGACUUUACUUUUGAGCACUAUACUGUGGCGCUGGCCUCCGUCUAGGUUUCCUAUUUGUAAUGACGUAAUACUUAUGAAAGUUUUAGCAAACAUCCAAUCAAGGACAAAUAGUUCUAUUAAACUUGCGCUUUUAAAGUUGUACACAUCUUUAGCUUUAUGUGAUUCUGUAGCAAGAAAACUUAUAGAGGAUGGAGAAGUAUUUCCACAAAUGUUUGUGCAGGCAAUGGGAAAAUCAAACCCUCAUGCUGUUCGGAUUGAGGGGUUUAGGCUUGCUCAAUGUCUAUUGAGAUCCCAAGAUAAUUGUUUAAAAGUCAUUGGUUUGUGUGGUGAAGCUCUUGUUGGGGCCAUAAUUUGUGGAAUGAGAGAAACUGGGCUGAGUUCUAAAAAAAUUGGGAACAACCAUGGGUCUUUGUCAGCGGAAGCAUGCCAGUUGGCUCUAAUAACUCGCUGGGCAGGUGAUCAUCAUACAAAUUUCUGGAAACAAGGAAUUGAUAGGGUUCUCCUUAAUCUUCUGAUUGAAAAUAUUCAAGACCAAUUGUUUGAACCUGUAUUGUCAUUGGAAAAACAAAUAUACAUGGCCAAAGAGGGAUUAAAAUCCAAUUAUCAUCUUGGUCUUAGGAGCUAUCUGUGGGACAUUCUUGGGUGGCUUACAAUUCAUUGUGGAGAAAAUUUAAACCCUUAUACUCAUGGUAAUAAUCCUCAGCAAUUUUCUAGAGAGGUGACAAACAUUAGAGGCCAGUUAGUUAGCAAAUUUCAAGAGAUCUGCAAAAGUAACUCUUUCAGUCCUGGUGUGAGGUGGUAUGUUUCUUAUAUUCUAACUUAUUUCAGAUAUUACGGUUUCCCAAAUGAAUUAGCCGAAAGGAUUGGGAAAUCUCUCAAUAAGGAAGAAUACUCAGAUAUGAAUCUUGUCAUAGCAACUGGGGAAUCUCUGAGUGUUCAUAUUGUUAUUCUUGCUGUUCGAUGUCCGUCACUGCUGCCUCCUCGAUUGUUACCUUGUAGGAAGAAUUCUAAAGUGAUAACAGAUAAGUUUGUCAGAGAGUCCACAAGAGAAGUUCGAUUAUCUUCUUAUGUUGAUUAUGAAGCAUUGGUAUUGUUAUUGGAAUAUGUAUACCUGGGAUGCUUACAUGCCAGUGAAGAAACAGCAAGGAAGCUGAAAAUUCUUGCUAAGCACUGCAAUCUACAGCCUUUGUUUCAAAUGCUUCACAGGCAACGUCCAAAGUGGGGGACACCUUUCCCCAGCUUCAAUCUUACUUCAUCUCUUGAUUUGGCUGGAAGUUGUUAUUCGGAUGUCAUAUUGGAAGCUAAAUCAAAUGAACUUGUUGGGUGGGCAUGCAAUAUUUGUUCUGUUACAGUACCCCAUAAGCAUGUUCACAAAGUUAUAUUGCAGUCUGGCUGUGAUUAUCUACAAGGUUUGUUCCGGUCAGGGAUGCAAGAAAGUCAUUCGCAAGUCAUAAAAGUUGAUAUUAGCUGGGAAGCAUUGUGUAAACUAGUGCAGUGGUUUUAUUCUGAUGAGCUGCCUGAUCCUCCCUCUGGAUGCUUGUGGGAUAAUAUUGAUGAUGAAGAAAAGCUAUUUAAUCUACAACCAUAUGUGGAGCUUUAUUGGCUUGCUGAAUUCUGGCUUUUGGAAAAUAUUCAGGAAUCUUGCUGGAAUGUGAUUAUGUCUUGUCUUGAUGCUUCGUGGCAGUUAUCCAUUAAAAUAAUCAAAAUGGCUUAUAAUCUCUCUUUGUGGAAGUUGGUUGACAUAGCAGCAAAUCUCAUGGCUCCUUCAUAUUGUCAAUUACGAGAUUCUGGUGAACUAGAAGAGUUUGAUGAUGCGCUAGUGCACUUAAUUUAUUCUGCUUCUAUUCAACUUAACCAAGAAAGAAAAAAGUGCUUUAGGUGA